Carya illinoinensis is the source of this 626-nucleotide messenger RNA. RefSeq lists its product as uncharacterized. The transcript has a single exon. Lineage: Eukaryota; Viridiplantae; Streptophyta; Magnoliopsida; Fagales; Juglandaceae. Bases 222 to 509 code for a protein of 95 amino acids. The record is from RefSeq and is a predicted model, not a curated record.
CUCACAUUCAUGACCCUUGGAUCAUCAUCGAACAAUUGUAAGAAUUUCCACAGCAGAGUUGGGUGCUGAUAUGAAGCAUUGAAUAUCUUUCUUACAUGCAUAUCCCAAAGAUGAGUCUCGAAGAGGCCCAUAACUUUAUUUUUAUAUAGAAAAUGGUGGUCUAUAAAUGAAGAAUCUACGAAGAGAAUGGCAAAAAGAAAUAAAUACCCAGCCUGAAAGAAAUGGAGGUGCCGGUGCCAUUGAUGCUGUUGAUGAUAUUGCUGGUGAUCUCGCCGGUGGGGAUGCCGGCCUGCCCACCAAACGGCGGUGAAUGCAAAGACUGUAUUAUUAGCCAGAUGAAGUAUGGUUGCCCAUCAUGCGUGCCACUAAUACGCUGCAUGGCACGGUGUUUGUGGGGUGGUAGCUCCAGGUCCAACUGUGUGAAGAGGUGUGAUUGCAACGGUGGGAGCCCAAAACUCUCCGAUUGCAAGAGAUGCAUGUCACGCUGCAAGUGCAGCUGUGUCGCUUAGACCACCGGUCUCUCUGGGGUUUAAUUAGAUCAUGUAUAACCAUAUCCUUAAUCAUAUGUAUUUCCAAUCUGUAGAAACAUCUCCUUCUCGUUUUUAAUUAGAUUCUUUUUCGCAUUA